Messenger RNA from Octopus bimaculoides (California two-spot octopus), 6955 nucleotides. RefSeq lists its product as uncharacterized. Lineage: Eukaryota; Metazoa; Mollusca; Cephalopoda; Octopoda; Octopodidae. The record is from RefSeq and is a predicted model, not a curated record. Gene Ontology annotation, cellular component: Ndc80 complex; kinetochore.
AUGUCUAAGCAAAACGACAAUAAUGUGUAUAUGUAUACAUCCCAAACACAUGGAUAUGAUUCUAUUUUACUAGGUCCAAAAAGGCUUAUUGUGAUCAGCAGUGCAUGUAUCAACUUCCUCCGAUUCAAAUCAAGCCAUGAUGGCCUCAUUCAAGAAAUUCUGGAGAAAAUAGAAACCAGGAAGAUGCAACACAGUGAAUUGCUCAAGAAUAAUGAAGAAAGUAAGAAAAAAUUGGAAAUUGCCCUUCAGAUACAAGCAAAGAAUGAACCAGAAAGGGAAUCUUUGAUGAAGGAUUCAGAGGAAAUGAGAGAGAAAAUAAGUGCAAUCCAGGGAGAGAGCCAGGAAAUAUUGCAGGUCAUAGCAGAACGAAGGGCCAAGACUGCGGAAAUUAGAGCCGUGAAGGCUCAGACAAAUUGUGAAAUUGUGAAAUUGAAGCAGCAGAAAGAGAAGUUGCAACAGAACAUUGUUCAGUCUCCUGAGAAGACGAAGGAAAAGAUGAAAUCAAUGAAGGAGAAGGUGAAGAAGAUGAAGGAAGAGAUCCAGAGGAAAGAGAGUAAUUUGUCAGAUUACAGCAACAAGGUGAGCAACAUGAAGAACUCUGAGCACAUGCAAGAGCAGACCUUACAUCUCCUGCAAACCAUGGAAGAGGAUAUGCAAAAACAUGAGGAAAUCAAGAAUGAGAUUAAAGCAUCUAUGAAGCUGAGCGUUGUGAAUUCCAUGAAGUUGAAGUCAUUCCAGUUACAACAGAGCGAAUUGGUUGAUGCCCAAGCACUCAUCCAGGAGAGACUUGAAAAUUUCCAGACUCAGAAGAGAAUUCGUUUACGUGACUUAGAUGCUCAUUCUUCUGCACAAGAUCAACAGAAUAAGAGUGUUAGAGAAGCGCUGCAGAAAGCCAUACAGAAGAAGGAAGAAUUCUUGAAAGCGAGGCAGCUGCUACUGGACAGUUUGAAAGAUUCUACAUCUAAGUGCACCAAGACAACCAACACUGUCAUCAAGAAUUACUCAGACAUUUUGCAAGAGUUGGAUAAAUACCAUCUCUUUCUAAAGAAGAACUUGGUUGUGGAUUAAGGAGGUCAUUCUUAGUUUCCCUGUACCACCACUGCUACUACCAUCUGUACCACCUAUUUCUGAAGAAGACCAAAUAAGCUGACCACUGCUACAAUCACAACACCACUACCACUAUAUCUACUACUACUACAUCAAAGACAUCAUUUUCAAAUUGUAAAUAUUUCUUGAUAUGUGUGUGUGCUUCUGUCUAUUUCUGUGUGUUUGUGUGUGUCUCUUGCACACACACACACACACACACACACUUUCCUAUAUAUAUAUAUAUAUAUAUAUAUAUAUAUAUAAUCAUCAUCAUCUUUCAUACUGGCAUGGGACAUAAAUGCUUGUGUGGGUGGAGAUACAUGAGUAUGUAUAUUUGGAUGGAUUUUAAUGAGUAGAAUAAAACUGAACAGUGUAAUUGUUUUUUUAUUAUAACAUCAUCAUAAAUUACAUAAUUGUUACUUGUUCCACUAACGAAUACUAGUAGAUUAUGCAGCAAUCAUUACAUGGAUGAUAGCAUAACACUGAAGUGUUAGAUUUUCAGAAGAAAACAGUAAUUCAAUCUGGUUUUAUUUACCAAUGUCAAUUAGUUGGUAGUUCUAGAUAGAACUGCGAAAAAACUUAAGAGAGUGAUCUUUUUACAGAAGAUUAUUUUUUAUUUUAUCAGUGAAAUAGAGAGAGAGAAAGAAGUAAUGAAGGGUAUUUUAGUCAGGAUGUCUUGGGGAAAAAAAGAAAAUCAAAUCCCUAAGCUAUCUUAGUUAACAAUGAUAAAUGGUUUAGGUCAGUGGUGCUUAACCCUUUUUUUUAUUUGUGAACCCCUUUAAUGCCUAUUUUAUUCUGGUGAAGCCUUAUAGCCAUUAUAUGUUUUAAAUGUAGUUUUAUAAUUGUUUCUUUCAAAAUUCCUAUUUUGUUUUUCACACAUUAAGUUGGUCUGUGUAAAACAUUAGAAAAAGAAACCUAGCUGUUUCCUGCAAUACAUACACCUAAAACAAGUGCCCUGGCACAUGCAAGGACAUUCGAGCGAGAUCGUUGCCAGUGCCGCUGGACUGGCUUCCGAGCAGGUGGCACAUAAAGGACACCAUUUUGAGUGUGGCUGUUGCCAGUAUCACCCGACUGGCCUUCGUGCCGGUGGCACGUAAAAGCACCCACUACACUCUCGGAGUAGUUGGCGUUAGGAAGGGCAUCCAGCUGUAGAAACUCUGCCAAAUCAGAUUGGAGCCUGGUGUAGCCAUCUGGUUUCACCAGUCCUCAGUCAAAUCGUCCAACCCAUGCUAGCAUGGAAAGCAGACGUUAAACGAUGAUGAUGAUGAUGACCCUUAAUAUACUACUGUAAAUCCCCAAUUUGCUAUUUUGCUAUUUUACUUGCAUAGACCUCCUUUGAUUAUUAUUUUAUUCUGGUGGAUCCCCAUAGCCAUUCAGUGUUUAAAAGCUAGUUUUAUAGACACUCCUUUCAAAAUAACUGUUUUGUUUUUCACAUGUUCACUUGUGUAGGUUUGUAAAUAGUUCUCUUUGAGAGAAUGUGUUUCAGUGGCUGGAAACAUGUUGAAAGAUGGAAAACAUUAUCUUUUCUUUUAUCUUUUAUCGUUUUACUUCUUUCAGUCAUUUGAAUGCAGCCAUGCUGGAGCAGUGCUUUGAAGGGUUUUAGUUGACCAAAUGAACCACAGAACUUAUUUCUUUUAAAACUGGGCACUUAUUUUAUCGGUCUAUUUUAUCAAACUGCUAAGUUACUGGAACGGAAGCACACCAGCACUGGUUGUCAAGUGGCGGUUGGGGGACAAAUACAGAUACAAACACACACACACACACACACACACACACACAUAUGUACAUGUAUAUAUGUGACUGGCUUCUUUCAGUUUCCAUCGACCAAAUCCAUUCACAAAGCUUUGGUCAGCCUGAGACUACAAUAGAAGACACUAGCCCAAAAUGCCAUGCAGUGGGGCUGAAGCCAGAACCAUGUGAUUGUGAAGCAAACUUCUUACUACAUAGCCACACCUCAGAAAGAAACCUAGCUGUUUCUUGCUAUAAGAAAGUAAGUAGAAUAGCUAUCUGGCAAGCAAAGGGUGAGGCUGUCCUCUCAACCACUAUGCUGCUGGUUGACAAACUCUGGUGAUAAUAUUACUCCAUUCCUCCCAAUCCAUGGUGCUGGCCUUAGCAUGCUUGAGGUUGAAGCACUGUGACUUCUAGUCUUCCUUAAUUUGGUUCACCCAUGUCUUCUUUGGUGCAUUGCACUGGAUUCUCCAGUGAGUGAGGCACUGCUACGACAAAGCUGCUCAUCCUGCAGAUGUGGCCAAACCAUCAGCCUCUCCCACCAGACUUGGUUUCCAAUGGUCACUGUUGCUGGCAUUGUUCUUGGAUGUUCUUGUAGUUCUUUUACUUGUUUCAGUCAUUUGACUGUGGCCAUGCUGGAGCACCACGUUAGAAGGUUUUAGUUGAAGAAAUCGAUCCCAGAACUUAUUCUUUGUAAACCUAGUAUUUAUUCUAUCAGUCUCUUUAGCCGAACUGCUAAGUUAUGAGGGCAUAAACAUACCAGCAGUGGAAGUCAUGCAAUGGUGGGGCGGGGACAAACACAGACACACACAUAAAUAUAUAUAUAUAUAUAUAUAUAUAUAUAAGACUGGCUUCUUUCAGUUUUCAUCCACCAGAUCCACUCACAUGGCUUUGGUUGGCCAGAAGCUGUAGUAGACAACACUAGCCCAAGGUGCCACACAGUGGAACUGCAGCCAGAACCAUGUGGUUGGGAAGCAAGCUUCUUACCACACAACCAUGCCUGCACCUAUGAUAAAUAUAUCCAAAGCAAAGUUUUGUCAUGGGCCACUAAAAUACUACCAUGGACCCCAGUUGAGAACCGCUUGGUGUUAGUUGUGUUAGGAUUGUUAGGAGCUUGGUUAGUGAAAGGCAACUUUAUGUGCUUACACACUCAAGCAAACAUGCAAGCACAUUCACACUCUUAUACAUACAUAUAUAACUUUUAAUUUUUCUACCCGCUACCACAUGUGUAUAUAUAUAUAUGCACACAUCUAUGAAAGGCAGCUUAAGCUUAAAUAUGUGUUCCCAUAUAUAUUCAUAUCUAUCUCUACACAAUCAUAUACACAUGCACCUAACUCAAAAAAAUAAUGAUAAUGAAAUAUAAAAUAUAGCUGCAACUUCAAUGCUUGUUAUCUAUUCUAGUUCAAAUAAAACUAAAAGAUUUGGCCAUUAAUCUAUAUAUCUGGAACUGAUGUGCAUCUUUACUCACAUCAUUUUAGUUAAGAGGAUAAAUGUAUAUAAACAUAUAAUACAAUAAUAAUGAAGGAAUUUACAGGCAUGAGUAUUAUUAUUUUUUUUUAUUUGAUGAGGAUGAAGUAAUUUUCAACCAUUAUUAUUUGAAACAGUUCUAUAUUUAAGAGAUGGGGAAUUAUGUACAUUAUUUACAUUUUGACAGAUAUUUGUCCUCAUCUUGUUUGUUGUUAACACAGCAUUUCGGUUGAUAUACCCUCCAGCCUUCAUCAGGAGUCUUGGGGAAAUUUCAAACCUGGGCAUAGGGCUUAGUGGUUAAGAGCGUGGGCUACUAACCCCAAGAUUCCAAGUUUGAUUCCAGGCAUUGACCAUAAUAAUAAUAAUAGUUAUAAUAAUAAUAAUAAUAAUAAUAAUAAUAAUAAUAAUAAUAAUAAUAAUAAUAAUAAGAGCAGCAGCAUCGAAAAAUACUUUAAGGAUGAGAACCCAGGUUUGAAAUUUCCCCCCAAGGCACCUGAUGAAGGCUGGAGAGUACAUCAGCCGAAACAUUGUGUUAACAACAAACAAGAUGAGGACAAAUAUCUGUCAAAUGUAAAUAAUGUAAAUUAUUAUUUAAAGUUUCUAUAUUCUUGUAGUAACUGGUUAUAUGUAAUAAGCUUAGUGUCAAUCGAAAGAAUAUACUCAACUAUUUACUAUUUUACCUUGGCAGAAUUCAUCAUCAUCAUUGUCAUUACCAUCAUCAUCUUUAUUUAAUGUCUGCUUUCCAUGCUGGCAUGGGUUGAACAGUUUGUUUAGAGCUGGGGAGCUGCAUCAGGUUCCAGUCAUGUUUUGGCUUGGUUUCUACAGUUGGAUGCUCUUCCUAAUGCUAGCCGUGUUACAGAGUGGUAUGGGUACUUUUUUUGUGGCACUGGCACUGAUGCAUUUUACAAGGCACCAGUACGAACAGGGUUACUGAGUAACUGGCAAAAGAAAAAUCAUCCGUGUUUUAGGUUGGAAUCCUUAAGAGUCACUACAAGUGGUUGAUGUUAGGAAGGGCUGCCAGUUGUAGAAAUCAGGCCAAACCAGGCUGGAGCUCUGUGCAGUUCUCUGGCUUACCAACUUCUCUUAAACCAUUCACCUCAUCAGCAUUGAAAAUGGGCGUUAAAUGGUGAUGUUGAUGAUAAUCGUGUGUGUGUGACUGUGCUUGUUUUCAUGUGGGGUUCCUGUAUGCAUGUAUUUAUAUUUAUAUCUGUAUUUCUGUAUAUCUACAUGUGCACAUAAAUGCAUGUACAUGUGUGUUAGUGUGUAUCUAGAUAUGUAUGUAUAUCUAUAUAUCUACAUAUAUAUGUAUAUGUGUGUGUAUGUACGAGUGUAUAUAUAUAUAUAUAUAUAUAUAUAUAUAUACAAAAUGGCUGAUAGCUAGCAAGGUGAGACACACAUAAGAAAGAAGGAAACAAAGGACCACUGAUGAGGUCACAGAAGUGUGACGAAAGAACUCUGGCCGAAAUAAGAUUAAGAUUAAUGUAAUAUAAAGCUGAAGCAAAUUAACACCAAAUAUACAGUGCGUGUGUUUUUAUUGGCUAAACUGGCAAUAUGACCAUCCCCAAGUACAACAACAUAUAUAUAUAUAUAUAUAUAUAUAUAUAUAUAUUCAUUUAAUGUCUGUGUUCUAUAUUGGCAUGAGUUGGAUGGUUUGACAGGAACUGACCAGCCAGGUAGAUGUCCAGAUACCAGUUGUCUGUUUUGGCAGGGUUUCUACAGCUGGAUGAUCUUCCUAAUGCCAACCACUUUACAGAGUGUGCCGGGUGCUUUAUACAGACACGAGUGUGUUUACAAGCCUGUAUAGAUGGAUGACCAUGAUUUUACUUAGCUUGACACCUCUUCUCAAGUACAGCAAAUUGCCACAUCUCCUGAUCCCUUGUCAUUUCCUCAGUGAGGCCCAGCGUCUGAAGAUCCUUUCUCACCACUUCAUCCCAUGUUUUUCUGAGUCUACCACUUCCACAAUUAGAGCUCGGCACUUCUUUACACAGCUGUCCUCAUCCAUCUGCAUCACAUGACCAAACCAGUGCAGGCUUCUCUCUUACACAUAUCAUCUAAUGCCUCUUAUACCCAGUUUUCCACUUCAGUCACUUACACUCUGUCAUGCAUGCACACAGACAUUACCCAUCCAGCUUCAUUACUCAUGCUAGCUUCAUUUCUUUCAAGCCUUCGCAAGUCUUCUGUAGUCAAAGUCCAUGUUUCACUGCCAUGUAACAUAGCUGUACGUACAGAGGCCUCAUGCAAUCUACCUUUCACUCUGAGGGAGGGGCCUUUAGUUACGAACAAAGGUAGAACCUUUCUAAACUUUGCCCAGCCUGUUCUUAUUCUAGCAACUUACACUUUCAGAACUACCUCCUCCACUGCUAACUUGGUCACCUAGGUAACAGAGGUUUUCUACUAAUUCUAAUGAUAACCCCAAGCAUUUGAGGGAGUCUAUUGCUUGUGUAUUAUUAGUGCUUAUUGUACCCACACAUCUGCCACACACAAAGACUAUUUUCUCUGUUAACCUUCCUGUGAUAUUGCUAUACCUCUUAGGUGUCCAAAGCUUGCACUGGGUACAAAGUAAGGAGUUUCCACCAACACCCUUCUUACAUACCAAGCAGCACCUUCUCUCUGAAGGGACUUGUGAUUUGUCUGUUUUCUUACUUACUAGGACUCUUGUUUUUGCUAAAUUAAC